Molecule: messenger RNA, 1945 nt
Organism: Pyricularia oryzae 70-15
Lineage: Eukaryota; Fungi; Ascomycota; Sordariomycetes; Magnaporthales; Pyriculariaceae
Exons: 1
Coding region: 438-1412 (324 amino acids)
Source: RefSeq, a predicted model, not a curated record
CGAAGUUUGUUCGCUUGUGGAGGGUUCGACAUGUUGCACCCCUGUCCUGUCUUUUUCCCGUCGUCGGUGUUUUAAGCUUCUUCAUUCCCUCCCCUUUCCCACUCUUAACCUUCCUGCCUUUCCUUCACCCCACGCAUUCCUUUUCGCUUCACAUCUGUCUUUCUAUCAUUUUCACCGAAAAAGCGCUGGUCUGCUUUCCUGGGAUCAUCGGUUUUUUGCUGCCUCACACCCGUCGGUCUCUACUAUUUACUACUCUUUUCGUGUUCACUAAUACCCCAUUUUAAUACUUCUUUUUUGACGUCAACGCCAUCUCCUGGUCGAGAAACAAAAUAAACAAAUCACCCUCGCUCACGAUAUCCUUGAAGGAAUAUAAAGAAGCAAGAAAAAAAAAGAAAGAAACUCCAGUCAGGAAACAGGACAUUAAUUAGCUCAAAAAGAUGCCUUCCAUCAUCAAGACAGCAGGCCUCGCGUUCGCCGGUUUGGCCGCCUUUGCUUCGGCCCUCCCCUCACAGUCGAGGUUCUUCUCGAGGAGUACUUACGAGAAGCGCCAGGCCGCCCCUCCGGCUGCCGCUGACCCUGCCGGUGGCCUUACCGAUGUCGACAUCCUGCAGUUCGCUCUGACCCUUGAGCACCUCGAGGCCGCCUUCUACCAGCAGGGUUUCGCCAAGUUCCCCGCCGCCCAGUUCCAGGCCCUUGGUGCUACCCCCCAGCAGGUCACCGAUCUCCUCGGCGUUGGUGCCAGCGAGCAGGCCCACGUCACCUUCCUGCAGAGCGCCAUCGCUCAGGCCGGCACCAAGCCCGUCCAGCCCUGCAAGUACAACUUCAAGUUCACCGACGCCGCUGGCAUGCUGGGUACCGCAUCCGUCCUCGAGAGCGUCGGUGUCUCGGCUUACCUGGGCGCCGCUCCCUUGGUCAAGGACAAGUCUAUCCUGUCCGCUGCCGGCUCCAUCCUCACCAUUGAGGCCCGCCACCAGACCGCCAUCAACAUCGUCUCGCAGCUCGCCGGCUCCCCCGGUGCCUUUGACGCUCCUCUGGGCCCCAGGGAGGUCUUCUCGCUGGCCGCUCCCUUCAUCGAGUCGUGCCCCGAUGGUUCCAACCUCGCCAUCAAGGCGUUCCCCUCCUUGGCCAUGGCUCCCGGCACCAAGGCCACUGCUUUGUCGGCUGGCAACACCCUGAACAUCCAGUCGGACCAGGCCCAGGGCGCACAGUUCUGCGGUUUCACCAACGGCCAGAUCAUCGGAGGUACCGCCUUUGCUCCCUUCACCGCCGGCGCUGGAUGUGUCAUCCCUCAGAACCUGGCCGGCAUCGUUUACGUCACCCUCACCAACCAGGCCCCGUUGACCGGAAAGCUGACCGAGGACAUGAUCGUUGCCGGCCCCAUGGUUGUCAACUUGGCUCCUGGCUCUCUCUAAGCGUCUAGCUUUUCUUUUUCUUUUUUUAUACUUCCCCUUUCAUCUCCGAGAUGUAUAUUGGGCAUUGUGGUGGCUGGCAUCAAAAGGAAAUUUACUGGGAAUGAAACACGACUUGAGUAAAGGGGCGUGAAAAACGGAUCCAAGCGCAGCGUUGAGCUGCCUGGAUAUGAGAGCUUGUCUCUCUGGCCGUGUUCCCCCUUUUACCGACGACUUAUUAAAGCAGCAAAAUUAACAACCAGACAGAUGAUAACCCCGACAAUUCAUUCGGUCUUUUUUACAUCAUUUUUUUCCGCCUUUCUCUUCUUUGGCUAGCCUAGAUUUAGCCCUGUAUAUAUCGACAUAUAUACUUUGAUCUUUUGGGGGUUUUAUACGUGAAAAGGGGCUUUCACCUAUUGUUUCUUUUCUUUCAUGCUUUUUAGAAGCAAGCAACUUUAAUCUUUUUUUUUCAAGCCUCUUAUUUUCCUAUGUCACGUCUUUUUGUAUGAAUCUGCCGCGCAUUUGAUACCAACAUGUUAUCCAGCUUUUUUGAGAAG